Peniophora sp. CBMAI 1063 is the source of this 501-nucleotide messenger RNA. NCBI's taxonomy places the organism in Eukaryota, Fungi, Basidiomycota, Agaricomycetes, Russulales, Peniophoraceae. The record is from the annotation of a GenBank genome assembly.
AUGAUGCGUUUCUCUAUCGUCUUUGCUCUCCUCCCUCUCGUUGCCGCGAUCCCUACCAAGCGGGUCGACAACCGCCAGUACAUCCAUCUCCAGCUUGGCAGCGACAACGGCCAACAGCUCUGCGCCGGCCUCGCCGACGCGUCUGCUACCUCGUUUUCCGCCGCUACAUGUGGCGCUGGCGGCUACGGCGACUCUGACAUCACCGAGCUCGUCGUGCUCUACGGCGUCGGCAAGUCGAGCCCGCUCGAGAUCACUUCGCACGGUUGCCCAACGUCUACCGGCGCUUCUUUGACCGGCGGCUCCAACGUUCCCGUUGUCGACUGCGACAUCGACGACCAGGCACAGUUCUUCACGGUUCAGGAGGACGGGACUGUCACGAACGAUGCGACGGGUACUUGCCUUACCCUUGGCAAGGCCGCGCCUGGCGCUCCUCUCACUCUCAGCUCUUGCGGCGGCGACUUUGCCGACAAGCAAACCUUCACCUGGAGUAGUGCGGUCUAA